Messenger RNA from Oryctolagus cuniculus (rabbit), 9869 nucleotides. RefSeq names its product WD repeat domain 59 (gene WDR59). Gene Ontology annotation, biological process: cellular response to amino acid starvation; positive regulation of TORC1 signaling. Lineage: Eukaryota; Metazoa; Chordata; Mammalia; Lagomorpha; Leporidae. Gene Ontology annotation, molecular function: signaling adaptor activity; protein binding. The record is from RefSeq and is a predicted model, not a curated record. Gene Ontology annotation, cellular component: Seh1-associated complex; vacuolar membrane.
UGGGAGGGGGACGGGGCGUGGCAGGGCUGACUCACAGGCUGCGUGGGGCUCACGGAGCCUGGGGACGCGAGUCUGAGGGGUGCGAGGGCCCUGUCCUGAGGUCGUGCGAGGGGGAUGGCGGCACGAUGGAGCAGCGAGAACGUCGUGGUGGAGUUCCGCGACUCCCAGGCGACGGCAAUGUCUGUGGACUGUCUUGGGCAGCAUGCCGUGCUUUCUGGCCGCAGAUUCCUAUACAUCGUCAAUCUAGAUGCCCCCUUCGAAGGUCACCGAAAGAUCUCUCGUCAGAGCAAAUGGGACAUCGGAGCCGUGCAGUGGAAUCCUCAUGACAGCUUUGCGCACUAUUUUGCAGCUUCGAGUAACCAACGAGUUGACCUUUAUAAGUGGAAAGACGGUAGUGGGGAAGUGGGCACAACCUUGCAAGGCCAUACUCGUGUCAUCAGUGACUUGGACUGGGCCGUGUUCGAGCCAGAUCUUCUGGUCACCAGUUCUGUGGACACAUACAUCUACAUCUGGGAUAUCAAAGACACAAGGAAACCUACCGUUGCACUGUCGGCUGUAGCUGGUGCCUCUCAGGUCAAAUGGAAUAAAAAAAAUGCUAACUGCCUUGCCACCAGCCAUGAUGGUGAUGUGCGGAUAUGGGAUAAGCGGAAGCCCAGCACAGCAGUGGAAUACCUAGCGGCCCACCUCUCCAAAAUCCACGGCCUCGACUGGCACCCAGACAGUGAGCACGUUCUUGCUACCUCCAGUCAAGACAACUCUGUCAAGUUCUGGGAUUACCGCCAGCCUCGGAAAUACCUCAAUAUUCUCCCUUGCCAGGUGCCUGUCUGGAAGGCCAGAUACACGCCUUUCAGCAAUGGAUUGGUGACUGUGAUGGUUCCCCAGUUGCGGAGAGAAAACAGCCUUCUCCUGUGGAAUGUGUUUGACUUGAACACCCCCGUCCAUACCUUUGUGGGGCACGAUGAUGUGGUACUGGAGUUCCAGUGGAGGAAACAGAAGGAAGGGUCCAAAGACUACCAGCUGGUCACGUGGUCCCGGGAUCAGACCUUGAGGAUGUGGCGGGUGGAUUCCCAGAUGCAGAGGCUUUGUGCAAAUGACAUAUUGGAUGGCGUUGAUGAGUUCAUUGAGAGCAUUUCUCUUCUGCCGGAGCCGGAGAAGACUUUGCACGCUCAAGAUGCAGAUCAGCAGCACACCUCAAGCCAUGGGGAGGAAGAAGCCCUAAAGGAAGAUCCCCCUAGCAGUGUCUUGGAAGAAAGGAAAUCAGAGCAGUUGGGCCUGCCCCAGACCCUGCAGCAGGAGUUCUCCCUGAUCAAUGUGCAGAUCCGGAACGUGAAUGUGGAGAUGGACGCGGCGGAUAGGAGCUGCACAGUGUCUGUGCACUGUAGCAACCAUCGAGUGAAGAUGCUAGUGAAGUUCCCUGCGCAGUACCCAAACAAUGCUGCACCUUCCUUCCAGUUCAUCAACCCCACAACCAUCACAUCCACCAUGAAAGCGAAGCUGCUCAAGAUCCUGAAGGACACUUCCCUGCAAAAAGUGAAACGCAACCAGAGCUGUUUGGAGCCCUGCCUGCGCCAGUUGGUCUCCUGCCUCGAGUCUUUUGUGAACCAAGAAGACAGCGCUUCUAGCAACCCAUUUGCACUCCCAAACUCUGUCACACCACCCUUACCGACGUUUGCAAGGGUCACCACUGCCUACGGCUCCUACCAGGAUGCCAAUAUUCCCUUUCCUAGGACAUCUGGGGCCAGGUUCUGUGGAGCAGGUUAUCUGGUGUAUUUUACAAGGCCCAUGACAAUGCAUCGAGCAGUGUCGCCGACAGAACCUACUCCUAGAUCUCUCUCGGCCUUGUCUGCUUAUCACACCGGCUUGAUUGCACCAAUGAAGAUCCGCACAGAGGCUCCUGGGAACCUCCGGUUGUACAGUGGGAGCCCCACUCGCAGUGAGAAAGAGCAGGUCUCCAUCAGCUCCUUCUACUACAAGGAGCGGAUGUCUCCUCGCUCUGCCCGGCGACGUUGGUCCAUACAAGCAAUUAACGACUUCCCGAAAUCAAGGCGAUGGAAAAGUAAGCGGGAAGGAUCGGACUCUAGCAAUCGACCCAUCAAGGCGGCUGGGAAAGUCAUCAUUCAGGAUGUCGCGUGCCUCCUUCCUGUCCACAAGUCCCUGGGAGAGUUGUACAUAUUGAAUGUGAAUGACAUUCAGGAAACGUGUCAGAAGAAUGCCACGUCGGCCUUGCUUGUUGGAAGAAAGGAUCUUGUUCAGGUUUGGUCGCUGGCUACUGUAGCUACAGACCUUUGCCUUGGUCCCAAGUCUGACCCAGAUUUGGAAACACCUUGGGCUCGACAUCCAUUUGGACGACAGCUGCUGGAGUCCCUGUUGGCUCAUUACUGCCGGCUCCGGGACGUGCAGACCUUGGCCAUGCUCUGCAGCGUGUUUGAAGCCCAGUCUCGGCCACAGGGAAUACCACAUCCCUUCGGGCCGUUUCCCAACCGGUCCUCCACUCUAGUGGUGUCCCACAGUCGCUAUCCCAGCUUUACGUCCUCUGGCUCCUGCUCCAGUAUGUCGGACCCGGGGCUCAGCACGGGGGGCUGGAACAUAGCGGGCAGGGAGGCAGAGCACAUAUCUUCACCCUGGGGAGAGUCUUCUCCUGAAGAGCUCCGCUUUGGGAGCCUGACCUGCAGUGACCCUCGGGAGCGAGAACGCGACCAGCAUGAUAAAAACAAAAGACUUCUUGACCCCGCCAAUACCCAGCAGUUUGAUGACUUUAAGAAAUGCUAUGGGGAAAUCCUGUAUCGGUGGGGUCUGAGAGAAAAGCGAGCAGAAGUGCUGAAGUUUGUCUCCUGUCCCCCUGAUCCGCACAAAGGGAUUGAGUUUGGCGUGUACUGCAGCCACUGCCGGAGCGAGGUCCGAGGCACGCAGUGUGCCAUCUGCAAGGGCUUCACCUUCCAGUGUGCCAUCUGCCACGUGGCCGUGCGCGGCUCGUCCAAUUUCUGCCUGACCUGUGGGCACGGCGGCCACACCAGCCACAUGAUGGAGUGGUUUCGGACUCAGGAGGUGUGUCCCACUGGCUGUGGCUGCCACUGCCUGCUCGAAAGCACUUUCUGACCUUGAGAGGGUGGAGCUGUCGGAAGCCCCAGAGGACACCGGUGCCGGCAGCAAGCGCUCUGCCAGGAGAGACUGUCAGGAACCGCCGAGCCGGGAGCGCCUGGUCUUCAUGGGUUGCCACUGCGUCUGUGUGCCUCCUCAUGGACAUCACUGAGGAGGAGGGGAUGUGCGCACAGAGCUUUGUGUGUUGCCUGCGUCAGCUUAGCUACCAGGCAGGAAGUUCUCAUUCAGAAAAGCACCUGCCUGCAGAGCCAGUGUUACCUCGAGGUGUCAGCCUCAACCCACUGAGCGGUGUUGAUGCCAGUGCCGAGACCGCUGUCAGAUGCGGAAGGCGGCCUCCUGAGCCAGAGGACGUGGUGUCAGUGUCGCCGCCCGGCGGGCUGUGCCGUGUGCAGCUCCAGAAGCUGGGACAUUGGAUGAGCUCAUGGAGAGUGGCCUUCUGGAAAGUGACACUCGCAUUGUGCAUAGGCGAUGUACUGAAGGAGCCCUAAGGUAUAUUUUGUUUGUCAUUUCUCCUCCAGCUGCUGUUCCUCGGCUAAUAAAAUUCUAGUCGUUUGAAAAAAACCAGAAAGUGGAAGUGAAUUUAGUGACUCGUUUUUUACCCUAAUUCUCACUGAGCUUAUUUUGGAUAGGAUGGAAGUCAGUGCUCUGAUUUUUAAAGGAAACGUUGGUUUAUUUUUGUCAUCUGACAGGAGAAAAUAGAAUUUGACAUUUCAGGUUCUUUGCAGCCCCAAGAGUCUCGUAAUGAUUUCUUGCAGAGAGGGAAGAAGAGCUGGCAUUGCAGCACUGAAACCCGGUGUCCCCGCAGCCGUGCGGAUUGCCCGUUCUGGCGCGCGCCUCUCUUCAUCCGAACCCCUUGAGAACUGUACCCAUGUUUUUCUGUGUUCUGAGUGGUUGCAACUCCUGUGCCCACCAGUUCUUCAGUGUGGUUUUCAGCUCUUCACAUUGAAUGUAUUCCAGAAAAAAAAUUUUGGGUAUUUCUAUUGAAACUCCUCUUUCUUAAAAUUUUACAUUUCCACAACGAUCAGUUUAAGCAAUGCCCCAUGAUUUGAGAGUGUUGUACAUCACUGCGCUCAAACUACAGCCCAGGACACAUGAAUGGAUUCUGAAAUCAUUGCAGCGGAUCAAAAACAGUAUGUAGAGGAAAUAAAAUAGUGUAGAAGAGAAAUAAUCACGAUGCACCAUAUGGAGAGAAAGUGAAUACAAGGGUAUUUCAUAAAGUCCAUGGGAAAUAGAUUGAAAUAUAAGUUCAUUUUGAUGGAAAAAAUUUGAAAUCCAUGUUUUUUCACAAUAGGCAUUUUCCAUAAACCUCUUUGAAGACUCCUCUUACGUGUGGAUUUCAAAAUUUAUUUUUUAAAUGAAUUCUUUUUGAAGAUUGAUUUAUUUGAAAGGCAGAGUUAAAGAGAUAAAGGGAGAGACACGGAGAUCUUCUGUUGGCUGGUUCCCUCCCCAGAUUGCCGCAGUGGCCGAGGCUGGGCCAGACUGAAGCCAGAAGCCCGAGACUCCUGCUGCAUCUGCCGUGUGAUCCACAGGAGUCCAUGUACUUAGACCGUCUGCUGUUGCUUUCCCAGGUGUGUUGCACACUUGUAUACUGGAUCACAAUGGAAAUUCAUUGGUAGCUGAAGAUCGUGGCCAACAACAUUCUCUAACACUGUUCUGGGUGAUGCCGAAACCUGCGUUACUGGGUGUGACGCACCACGAUGUUAGACAAAGUUCGGACCCUGUGCCGUGGGGCCAGCGUGUUCAUGCUGGACUGUGACCCACGUUAAGGUGCCAGCAGCUUGACAGAGUAAGCGGCCAGUUACUGGAAGGCAGCUGGAGGAGGGGGGCCAGGACAGUGACUUUGUCACGUCCUGCUUUUCCCUGGUGUUGAGGCUGCUGUGAUGGGAGCCUCUGCACAGGCUGGCUUAUUGACACAGGGAGACAGAGGGUCUGUGUGACGCCACUGGGGCGCCGUUCGUGGAGAACAGGCUUCUCCUGUCUGCUGCGCUCAAGCUGAUGUAAAACUCUGUCCUCUCUGUCCCCAUCAAUGUUGGGACUUCUUGUUUCAGUUAUGUCAUGGAGAAUUGGCCUCCAAAACAGAAAAAUGUUAAUAAUAGGUAGGAACCAAUGGGUAUUUCAGGUUUCAUUGUCUUUUUGCUGUAUGAAUUCCUUCUUUGGCCGGCACCGUGGCUUACUAGGCUAAUCCUCCGCUUUGCGGCGCCGGCACACCGGGUUCUAGUCCCAGUCGGGGCGCUGGAUUCUGUCCCAGUUGCCCCUCUUCCAGGCCAGCUCUCUGCUGUGGCCCGGGAGUGCAGUGGAGGAUGGCCCAAGUGCUUGGGCCCUGCACCCCAUGGGAGACCAGGAGAAGCACCUGGCUCCUGCCUUCGGAUCAGUGCAGUGUACACCGCGCCAGCCGUGGCGGCCAUUGGAGGGUGAACCAACGGCAAAGGAAGACCUUUCUCUCUGUCUCUCUCUCUCACUGUCCACUCUGCCUGUCAAAAAAAAAAAAAAAAAAAAAAAAAGCCAUGGAAUUCCUUCUGACUUUGCGGUCUACCAGAACAAAGUCUGAUAUUUUCACAAUGUUCAUGUUUGGAAACAUGCUGGCCUGCACACCGGCCAUGGUCGGUGUUCUCCACCUCGAAUGGAUGACUACCGGCACCUAAGCCUAGGUGCUCCAGAGUGUCUUUGAGCUUGGCAGGCAAGUCAGUCGUAUUCACCAAUCAGAAACCAAAGCUUGCUCAGGCAGCCUCCUGGAAAGCAGGGCUCAAACCUCUGGGGCCACGACCAGCUCCUGUCACCAGACACAGUGGAAAUCAUGCUUUCCUUCUCAGUGCCACGCAGGCAGGCAGCGUCGCUUUGAAAUGUUUCUCUGGGAUUCCCGUAGCAGAAACACACGGAUGCACUUGCUGGAAUCUCUUUCCCUGCUCACAGUCUCCUGGGUAACCGGCAGGAUGGAGGGGAAAACCAGUUCCUUCUCAGUGGCUUUUAAAACAGCAGGAACUAAGGAAAAGGCAGCACUGGUUCCGUUGGAGGACAGGUGCUGAGGCCACCCUUGGGCGGGAAGGCUGAGGGAGUUCAUCGGAAGUCCCCGUGCGGCGGAGCAGCUGCCUUUGCUAACUGAAGAAGCAGGAAUGAAAGCAGCAGCAUCAACAAAAACCUCCACAGGUUACCUUCUCCUUCCACCCUCGAGGCAAUAGGGCGUGUCCUUCACACUCUAAAGAUAGAGCCCCAGGGAUAAGACGUACCUUGGAUCCCUCAGUCUUAGAAUCUGACAUCCCAUCAGAAUCAGAUACAAAUCUACCUUAUUGGUACUCUAUCAUACUGACAAGUUUAUUUCGUGAACCGGGUCCCUCACAUUGCUUUCCCAGGUACAUUAGCAGUGGAGCAGCUGGAACUUGAACCUGCACUCCUAUGGGACGCUGGCCUUGCAGGCAGCAGCUUACCCUGCAGUGCCACAACAGGGCCCUGGUAUUUUUUUCUUAAGUCUCAGGAGGUCAGACCAGCAUUGUGGCAUAGAGGGUAAAGCCUAUACCUGAAAUGCUGUCAUUCCAUAUGGGUGCUAGUUCGAGUCCUGGCUGCUCCACUUCCAAUCCAGCUCUCUCCUAUGGCCUGGGAGAAGUAUCAGAAGAUGACCAAGGUGAUUGGGCCCCUGUCCCCGCGUAGGAGAUCCAGAAGAAGCUCCUGGAUCCUGGCUUCAACCUGACCUCAACCUGGCCAUUGUGGCCAUCUGGAGAGUGAACUAAUGGAUGAAAGAUUCCUUCUCUCUCUCUCUCUCUCUCUCUCUCUCUCUCUCUCUCCUCCCCCCUCCCAUAACCCUGACUAAAAUAAAUAAAUCUUUUUUAAAAAUCUCAGGAGGCCUAGUUUUAUUCAUCAAGUAUUGAACAUGAGACGGGCACUUGGGCAAAGGGGAGUCAUAGAGAACUCAGGCUUGUGACCUGUGCUCUGACCAGCCCGCUAUAAACCAGGGUUCCCGUGGCCUCCUUGAUGUCACCGGAAAUAAACGGGUGGGAAAGAAAGGUUAACAUAAGUUUUUUUAGGGCAGAAUAUAAGUGACUUAGGCCCAGGAGACACAACCCAACCACUUUCAAUGAGUCUCAGUAUUCAGCAGUGGUCAGAUUCUAGUAUUAUAGUUUCUGUAUUACACAAUAACCAUAUAUUGGCUUGGUCUGGAAAGGUGUGAAAUUUGUGUCACUGCCUUCAGGUAUCUUCAGAUAUAUAUAACUGCCUACAGGGGUCUUCAGAUAUAUGUAACUGCUGGAUCAGAAGUGGACGCACGACUUGAACCAGACGCUCCACUACGGGAUGUGGAAUCCCAAGUGGCGUCUUCACAGCUACACCUAUCUGGCAGAACUCCAAGGGCUGGAGAACAGACUGGUGGUUGUCAGAGGCGGGAGGGCAGGAGACAGGGAGAAAUGGGUAUAAAAAUCCCCAUGGGAGUGUAACAGUUCCGUACCUUGACGGUGGUGAAUACGUACCUACAUCUGUGAUAGCAUUGCACCGACUUGUUCGCCUGCACGCAGAUGAGCACAGGUGAGACGGGAAAGUCUGAGUAGGGGAGCGGACUUAGCGAGGGGCGUGUGUGUGUGUGGCAGUACACUAGUGCUGCGUGUGGCAGUACACUAGUGCUGCAGCGUGCUUCUGUUGGGAACUGGGCAAAGGUGCCCUGUCUCUGUGACUUCAGGUUUUUCCAAAAUGAGAAGUUUAAUUACAUAGCUGGACACCGCCUCCCACAGUCGGUCCUGAUAAACAGAUACAACUUUUGAGCAUCAACUGGGCCAUGCUAGCCCCUCUCUGGACCUGAGUGUUUGUUGACCAGGGAUCCAUGGGACUUAGGGACUCUUCUGUCCUACGUGGGGAGCAAGAUCCAAUCUGUAAUUAGCACACUGAGGCCCGAACCCCUGGAUCUGCACCCCUGCAUGCUCCCCCUCCUGCAGAGUUGGGCAUGGGUGUGGCAAGCAAGAAACUAGGAGCGCCGGCGCCGCGGCUCACUAGGCUAAUCCUCCGCCUAGCGGCGCCGGCACACCGGGUUCUAGUCCCGGUUGGGGCGCCGGAUUCUGUCCCGGUUGCCCCUCUUCCAGGCCAGCUCUCUGCUGUGGCCAGGGAGUGCAGUGGAGGAUGGCCCAGGUGCUUGGGCCCCGCACCCCAUGGGAGACCAGGAGAAGCACCUGGCUCCUGCCAUCAGAUCAGCGCGGUGCGCCGGCCGCGGCGGCAUUGGAGGGUGAACCAACGGCAAAGGAAGACCUUUCUUUCUGUCUCUCUCUCUCACUGUCCACUCUGCCUGUCAAAAAAUAAAAAUAAAAAAUAAAAAUAAAAAAAAGAAACUAGGAGCUUGUGUGGGUGUGGGUGGCUCUCAGGGCUGUCUUUCCUUCAACAACAGUGAGUGCCAUUUCCCUUAAAAAGCGGGAAUGGAGAGGAGGGGGAGGGGACUCAGGAGGACCGGGUACAGCCCCAGUUGCCCCUCUGAGAGGGGUGGCUGGUGUUUUGUAAUAAGCAUAUCUGACUUCUCUCCAAUUUUAGUCUGUUGACUCAGUUCCCAUAGGGUGGUGGCAGUGGUUUUCCGGUAAGACUUGCACUUGUAAAUCAGCAAAAACGUCCAGGAAGGGGUGACAACUCUGAUGUCUGCCAUCACAUUGGAAAUGCACAGCUCCUCUGGGGACACCGGUUAUCUCCUCCCAAACCAGAUGCAGACGUUCUCAGAGCUGCCCCUGGGGAGAAGGCCUGUUCGUGCAUGGCAGGCCCACGGUCCAGCAGUGUUGAGUUGAGCUAGCCAAAAACAGACAAAAAGCACAGAGAUGAGUACGCAGCUUUUCUCCAUGAUGAAAUUUUACAAGAACAUAAGUCACAAAGCCACCUCUAGUCACAACCCGUGUUUUGCCACCUGAAGCCAGGAUACAGGUGAAGGCUGAGGGAAGCAGAGAGACGGCAGUGCGUGGCUUCCUGGCCUCCGCUGUCUGCGGCUGUGGUUCCGCAGCGCCGCUCAGGAGUGCGACCUGUCUCAGCUGGGAGCUUCAGGAGAUGGAAACCCCGGCCCGGCUGCUGCUUUGCGUGGAUGCUUUUGAACCCAAGCUGGAAGCAACGCUGCUUUGAAGUGGAGGGCCUCUGCUCUGCCACUUGCUCCAUUUAGACAGAGCGGUCGAUAGGUGGAUAGAGACCCAGGCUGUCUACGUGGAGGUUUUUUUUUUUUUUUUUUUUUUAAUCCUGAACCUUUGCUGAGUGGAAAUCAGAAACGGAGGAAAGGCAGGAAAGAUCAACGUCCGUGUCCCAAGUAGGAGGAGCUCUUUCCCGCUGGAGAAAUACCCCAGGAAGGAAUCAAACCUGGUGGGGUUUUUUCUUACACAAACAUUUUGGACACGGCUGAGACAAUAGAAUCUGAACACCUCUGCAGGACCUUUAUUGUUUUCUCCAUGGAAGCUGGAAACUCAAGGCGGGAGCCCUCACGGCUCGGGGUUUCCCGCGCGGUCGCAGCUCGUGGAAGCAGGGAGAUGCCCAACGCCAGGUGGCAGCAGAGGUCUAGCUUCUGCCCGAAGGACGUUGAGGAGAAAGGUCAAGCCAGGCGGAUCUGCACUUGUUUCUAACGAGAGAGCUGCUUCCCUGUCAUUCGCUCCAGUUCCUGGAUGCUCUGAUUGGAAAAACAUCAGAAAGGAAAAGCUGUUAGGAGUCCUGCGCCUCCCCCACCCUCUUGGAUUUGAACAGCUCUUAGACUUUCCUGCUGAAACCGCAGCUCUUGAGGUUAACUUUCAAGAGAGAAACAGCUGCAGCACAGUUGUAGGGAAGGAAGGGGGGGGGGUGGA